Molecule: messenger RNA, 921 nt
Organism: Necator americanus (New World hookworm)
Lineage: Eukaryota; Metazoa; Nematoda; Chromadorea; Rhabditida; Ancylostomatidae
Exons: 9
Coding region: 1-921 (306 amino acids)
Cellular component (GO): COP9 signalosome
Source: RefSeq, a predicted model, not a curated record
AUGGGAUUAGCAGUGGUCCUACCUCUACAGGAGCGUAUAGCGCCGCCCCUAUUGCUCCGUUUAGGGCGCAACUCUUACGUUACUGCAUCAGGCUUCUGGUCUUUUGACACUGUUCGAUUACAUCAUCUUCGACCACCCAGGUUCGGCCGAUAUGACGAUUCGCCAGUGAACUCCAAACUCAAAGGAAACCUAGGAAAUAUGACGUCAGUGUCACCAAACGUACUUCAGACACCUGAGUCAACCAUAGAAUAUGCAAUUACUAAUCCUCGUAUACUAAAUGUAUCCGAGAUGCUAGCGGAGCAAAAUAUGCAGGCGCUUCAACAAUCAAAUCCGACAUUGUUCAAAACGCUUGAAGUGUUUUCUUAUGGGACAUUGAAAGAUCUUCCGGAAGGGGUUAAUCUACCUCCUGCAGCAAUUCAAAAAUUGAAACAACUUUCGUUGAUUACGUUAGCUGCCAGCAGUACGUCGAAUAGACAGCUUCCUUAUGCGGAAGUUAUGCAGUACCUCGGUCUUGGUUCCGUCCGUGAACUUGAAGAUAUAGUUAUUGAUGCGAUCUAUAAUAAAUUAAUUAAAGCUCGACUAGAUUCGAAGGGACAGUUUGUUGAGGUUGAUGACUGGGCAUCUCGUGACAUUCCUGUUACCAGUAUUGCAUCUAUCGUGACCACACUGACCGAAUUUGCACAAAGUGCUAAUGAUGUCCUCCAACAGACACUGGUGGAUGCAGAUCGUCGCGACGCCCAAGUGAUGGCCGACCGAAAACGAGCGCAACAAGCGGAGGCGGAUUUGCUGGCCGCUCGUAAAGCGCUUGAUGAAUCUAUGUUGGCAACGAUGAAUUCGCAUGAUCAGUCUACAUCAACAAGAGCGAAAGCAACUCGUUCAGCAAGACAGCGUCCUGGUCCCACCACUCCAGCCAGCAAGUAG